AAUUUAUAAUUUGUUCGCCAACAAAUCAUUUUUAUUUUAGACGCGUUUUCAAUUUUUACUUUUUUUGUAAUGGCUGCUGCGGAACAGGAUUUCAAUGAUUUGCUGGACAAUAUACUUUUAACAGAAGAGAAUAUAGUGCAAGAGGGUUACCAGGAAGGCUUAGAAGUGGGUCGUGCACGUGGGGAGAAAGAAGGUUAUGAGCUGGGCUACGAGCAAGGGCUACAGCUUGGCAAGGAAUUAGGUGAAAUUUACAGCAUUGUUGUGGCACAACAACAACACAAACACACUGAAAAGGUGCAACGAGCAUUACAACAAUUACGUACGAGCAUAGAUCAGUUUCCACGUGAUAAUAAUGCCGAAGCUGAUAUAAUUGGCAUGGUUGAGGAUAUACGCAAUCAAUACAGACGAGUGCGUGUGUUGACGGCAGGCAAGGUUGGAAACACAACUAAAAAAGUAGAAAACAACAGCAGUAGUGGUGGUGCGACAGAGGGAGCCAAAGAUUUUUCUUUUUAA
Messenger RNA from Bactrocera dorsalis (oriental fruit fly), 513 nucleotides. RefSeq names its product protein LTO1 homolog. The record is from RefSeq and is a predicted model, not a curated record. Lineage: Eukaryota; Metazoa; Arthropoda; Insecta; Diptera; Tephritidae. The transcript has a single exon. Bases 70 to 513 code for a protein of 147 amino acids.